AUGUUACAGAAUGAUGGUGAACCAGAAUCCCCUAUGCAACCUCUUCCUGAUCAAACUUCUCCAUAAGAGAUUACUAAGAUUGAACUACCUGAUUAGUCAUCACCUCGUCAGCCAGAAUCCCCAAAAAUGGAUAGGGGAUCUCCUGAUCAUACGAGUCAAAUCUCAGAAGACUAAGAGGAAGCCGUUCCAGAAGAAGAAUGGUAGAAAACAAAGGAGGAAUGGUUGGCUUAAGGAAAAACAGAGGAUCCCCCUAGAUUUAGAAUACAUCGAUAGGCAGCCAGAAGAAAAUCGUUAUUGAAACUUGCCUCAGCUGGUGCUAAUGAUUACGGAGCUAUUUACGUGAGAAAAUAAGUGUUAGAACACUUGGACUCCUAUGAAGUUGAACAAUGGUAGUGGAAGAAUGAUCCUCAUGAUAUUUUAUCUAUUAAUUUUAUGUGUAAGCAUGGAUAAGCGAAUUUGUUUGCUUGGAUGACAGAAUAAGGAAUUUAAAUGAGUGAGACAGAUCCACCUAGAUUAGAACCUGAUGCAUUUGAUCCCGAUUUUGUGUAUUUUUUGAAACUGCCACACCCAUAAGAUGUGAUAAUAAGUGAGGAAAAUGUUGCUGAGUAUGUCAGCGAUGGUGUUAUCAAUAUUAAUUACUUGAAGACAUUAUUGAAAUAAAUGAAUGCUUAAUUCAUACCAUAAUUUAUUUAGGACUCCUCUUGGCCUGAAAAUGUAAAAAAAGAGUUCUUGGCUCAAUUACAUAAAUUCAUGGCAACUCUUACUGAGUAUUCCUUCAGUCAAGAAGGCAUUACUGAGUUGUAUAUUCCAAAUGAAGACUUGAAUAAUAUUGAGUAAGCUUCUCAUGACAAAGACUUGUUGUAAAGAUUAGAGGCAAUCUUAUUACAUUGGUAGAGAUAAAUCAAAGACAUUGUGAAUAAUUAAGAAUUGGCUAUUGAGAAUGAGAAUGCAGGUCCACUUGAUGAGAUCUCUUAUUGGAGAUAAAGAAAAAAUAAUUUAUCGCACAUUCAUGAAUAAUUGGAGAAACCAGAGUUGAAAAGAAUCAUCCAAAUAUUGAGUGAUAGUCAAUAUGUCUAGAGCUUCAAGGAUGUUACUGAGAAUAUCAAAUUGGGAUCCAGUUAAGCAGAGGACAACUUAGAAAAUCUAAAGAUUCUGUAUGAACCUUGCAAAUAGUUGGAGACAGCUACACCCAAGGAGAUCCCAGAAUUACUCCCGAAUUUGUUAUUCAGAGUGAGAUAUAUCUGGGAGAAGUCUAGAUACUUUAAUACUCCAGAGAGGAUUCAAGGAUUGAUCCAUAAAAUUUCAAAUGAGAUUAUUAAGAGAUGCAAGUCUAGUAUCAAUAUCAAUGACAUGUUGGAUGGUGAUGUGGAGAAAUGCAUUUAAGAUUUGAAUGAUUCAAUUGAGUGUGGAGAACAAUGGAAGAAGAUUUACUAAAGAAUGUCAGUUGCAAUUGAGAAGAUGUCAUCAUUGACUAAAGGACCUAAAUGGGAUUUCAAUAAUUCUAUAUUUGCUUAAGUUGAUGCCUUCAUCUCUCGUUGCAAGGAGUUAUUGGAAAUAUGUGAAGGAUAAUUGCAAUUUGCCAGAAAAGGAGCUGGUAGUCACAUUCCACAAUUUGGAGGCAGCAAAGGUCAAGAGAUUGAAGAUAAUCUUGAAUAAAUAAAGGAUAGUUUUGCUAAGCAUUUGAAACCAAUCAGAGAUAUUCGUAAAACUGAUAAGGAUAAGAUAUUAGAUGUGAAAGCCUCUAAGUGGCAUGAUGUCUUUAAUGCAUUUCGUAAUGGAGUAAAGGAUUUGGAUGUUAUGUACACCAAUAUUAUUAAUAAUGCUUUUGAGAGUAUGACAACAGUUCAAUAAGGAGUUGAAUUAUUGGAAGCUUUUGAUUAAUUGGCUAAAAGACAAUCGAUCAAGAGGGUAGUUCAAAAUAAGGCUAUAGUAGUCUUAGAAUUAUUCAUCUAAGAAAUUGAUGCAACAAAACAUGAAUUCGAUAAUAUUAAGAAACUAUAGUAUUACCCUUUACAACAUGGCUCAUUUUCUGGACAGGCAAUUUGGGUUAAUUCAUUGAGUCAUAGAAUCAUGAGAAUGAGAUAUUGGAUUGAUUAGAUGUACUUCAUUGAUGACUCGAUUAAGAGAACUGCAAUUGAGAAAUUUGAAUAGUUGUCAUCGAAUUUGAAACAGUUUAUCAUAGAAUCCAGGCUGAAGGAAUGGAAAGAAGAUUGUAAAGAUCUGGAAGACAUAGUUUUGACUACCAGAUUAGACAAGUAGGUAUUAUUGAGAACAGAUGAGAAACAUCCAGAUUUCUAAUAUAAGAAGGAGUCUUUGAGACCUAAGAUUGGCCAUUUAGAAAGCAAUUUCGAUAGACAACUGUUAAAAUUGUUGCAUGAGACUUCAGCUUGGUAGAAAUUGAUAGCUGUUGGUGUUGUGAUUCCAAGUUAUGCUAAUGAUUUUUACUUAGAAUCACAAGGAGAGCUUGAGAGUGCUCAGAGAGUUGGUGAUGUUAGUUGUCAGAGAAUACAACAACAUUAUUUGGACUAUAUGACAGAAACUGAGAAGAAAUUGUUUGCUCAACAUUUGGAGACUGUCAAUAAAGGUAAUAUAACCAUUGGCAUCCCGAUUGAGAUGGAGUGCAAAGACAAUCAUUGA
This is a messenger RNA of Paramecium tetraurelia, 2637 nucleotides long. RefSeq lists its product as uncharacterized. The transcript has 2 exons. The record is from RefSeq and is a predicted model, not a curated record. NCBI's taxonomy places the organism in Eukaryota, Ciliophora, Oligohymenophorea, Peniculida, Parameciidae.